ACUUAUUAAAUAGUUCAAAAUGAAAUUUUGAACAAACAAUGUAAAAGUUAAUUUAAAACCUGCUGUCUACAACAAGUAAGCUGCUGAAAUGGGAAAGUCAAGCGUGUCUACGAGAGCUUUGGUGGAAAAUGAGAUAAAUAACAGCGCAACAUAUACGCCGACUCCUAAUGAUAAUCAGGAUGCAGACAUUUUCUUUCGUCAGGAGAACGCGUCUAAAGGCUUCGUAUAUCAGCGCGCGAAGAAUGUACGGGGACAUAAAUAUAAAUACGAUAAGUUGGGUUCUGAUGUCACGACAGAGAGUGCACUCGGAGAGUUUUUGCGGAAACGGAGUGCCCUGGAACGCAUGCUGAUGAUCAUGCUAGCUCUUAUUCUAUUCAUACUCGCCAUUCUUAUUAUUGCUUUCAUCGCAUCCACAUCCCAACCAAUACCAAGCCAAAAAGAAAAAGAACUGUGUUUAACGGAGACAUGUGUGCGAGUGGCUGGUGAGAUCCUUUCCAAGAUGAAUAAGUCGGUGGAUCCAUGUACAGAUUUCUACACAUACUCGUGUGGGAAAUGGCUUACGGAAACUAUUCCUCCGGACAACUACGGCUCAUGGAACGCUUUCCAGGUGCUGAAUGAAGAACUGAAGCUGAAAACGAAGCAAAUCCUGGAUGACUGGGGCAGUGAAAUGAAGGCUUUGGCUGCGAGUGAAAAAGAAGACCAGGAAAGAACAAAGAGAGCAGCUGAACCAAGACCAGCAGCAAAGUUGCUGGACUCACAGAGGAAAACUUACACUUUUUACAAAUCAUGCGGCGGAAAUGCAAGAGAAACGUUGGGUGCGAGUCCAAUGCUCAAAAUUCUUGAGUUUAUCGAUGGAUCGACGGUGUUUGCUGAUAAUGCCACGGUAGCCAAUAUAGACUUCAAGGUGACAGACAGGAAGAUAACGGAGAAGUUCGGAGGCAGCUUCUUUUACGACAUGGCAGUAUAUCCCAAAAAUUCAAACACCAGUAAUAACAUCCUGACGAUUGGUCCACGAACUGACUUAAGUUUGGGCACAUACUCUACUUACAAAAACAUCUCCGAUACAGACAACCGAAUGAAGGCAUUCAAAUACGCGAUGGAAGAGGCGUUCUACUUACUCACUCGCUCACUUUCAAACGUAGUUCUUGACAAUGCACUCAAGACAAGAAUUGCGGGAAAGAUCCAGGAAAUAAUCGACCUGGAGAUCAGUUUUUCCAAAAUCAUCACGGACCAAGAUGCGAUCCAAACAAUGCCGACGGAAGAGACUUACGAGAUCACGACUCUGAAAAGACUGAAAGAAAUGGUGCCUCAGGUGGAUUGGGAUGGGAUCCUGGGCAAUUUAUUCACCGGAGUGGGCAUCAAGAUCACUGACGACGAACCCAUUCAGCUACUAGACCCUCUCUUCUUCCUAAGAGUUGGCGAUUUUGUCAGCAACUCUUCGAAAGAGAUUCUGCAGAACUAUCAGUUCUGGAGAGUGAUCGACAUUUCGAUGAGUAGUAUUAACCAUGACUUCGAAAUCAUCAAAGCCAACUUGACCCUGGUGGCAAAAGGAUCUAACUCCGGAAUGCGUCCUCGAUGGGAACAGUGUGUGAAUCUCAUCAACGCACAUAGCAUAGUGGGCAAUGUGAUCGGGGCAGAGUUUAUCCGAGACUACUUCAACCCGUCUAGUAAGCAGAAAGUGCGAGACAUGAUCCAGAGCAUCCGCGACUCCUUCGUCUACAGUCUGGAUUACCUCACGUGGCUGGACCCCGCCACCAGAGCAUACGCAGUAAGGAAGGCCAAGGCCAUGCACGACUUCCUCGCAUACCCGGAUCAGCUGCUCAACAACACAUAUGUGGGAAAUCUACUCGAGGGGGUUGAUUUUGACGAAGAUUCGUACUACGAAAAUCAGUUGCAGCUGGGCUACUUUUCAUCGCGACAGGAUCUCCUGAAAUUGCGCAAACCAGUCGACAAAUCAGAGUGGGAGAUGACUCCGCAGCAGAUCAAUGCUUACUACGUUCCAGCCAAAAACUCUUUCACCUUUCCCGCGGGAAUUCUUCAGAAACCUUUCUACUCUGAGGAGUACCCGAUGUCCUUCAAUUACGGGGGCAUCGGGGUGGUGGUGGGCCACGAGCUCACUCAUGGAUUUGAUACACAGGGGCGCACAUAUGAUUUGGAGGGCAACCAGCGAGAGUGGUUCAAGAACGAGACGGCCCAGAAGUUCACCGAUCUAUCUCAGUGCUUCGUCAAGCAGUACUCCCACUACCAUGUGUAUGAUAUGCCGGUUGACGGAGUGUUGACUCUGGGGGAAAACAUUGCAGACAACGGCGGAAUAAAAAACUCCUAUCAGGCCUACAAGGAGUAUGAGCGGGAACAUGGAAAGGAGUUGAUCUAUCCAGGACUCGGGUUGACUCACGAUCAGAUAUUUUUCGUCGCUUUCGGACAGAUUUGGUGCAAUAUUCAAACUGAGGAGGCAGCCAGAUAUCGAAUAGAGUCAGAUAGUCACGCGCCGGAGCAAAUCAGAGUGCCGGGUGCAGUGUCAAACUUGAAAGAAUUUGCAGAGGCGUUCAACUGCAAGCGCAACACUCCUAUGAAUCCCCAGGAAAAAUGCGCAGUAUGGUAAAACCGAAACAUACUCAUCCCAUUAUAACAGCAGGAAACUUGUUUUUAGUUAUCAUGAAUAUGACAAACGACUCUAUACCAGGUUGUGUACAGUGGCAAUUUGCAUCUGACAGUCCCUUUCAUUUUGAGAAGAAGAACAAAAUAGUUCGAACCUUUACGGUCUUGUUUCAAAUGAUUUACGCAUGCUAUUUUGUAUAUUAUCAAUCGAGCAAUUUGGGAAUGGAUUCCAAAACUCUUGGCUCUGCUAUGGGUAGUUUACUUGUUAGUCUGUUUCCUUCUGUGUACAUUAAAAUUAGAUAGCAGUGUUGUUGUGUUUCGUUGAUCGUUUUCGGUGCUGCAUUAGUUCAGUGUCACGAUGCUAGAAGGUACAGACGAGAUAGCGAGAGAGACCGAGAGAUAUUGCAUCGUGGCUCGCUGUUAGAUUGCGUUUAAAUUGGUUUCAAUUUAAGUGUAAAAGAACGAAGUGAUUUUCACUUUUAUAGGUCCUGAUGAUUUAUAGGUCCUUUGCGAUUGACUUGUGAUUUCUGUUUAGGUUCACUUCGUUUCCUCUAUUACAUGAAGGCAAACUCCACUAGCAAGCAGCAAAAGUGAAUAAUUUGUGAAAAACGCAAAUGACUUCUACUUUCAAAAAAGGGCUUUAUUUUUCUGAAUUCACAGCGGAUUGAAAAAAAAUACAGUUUGGUCUAGCUUUUUCUAAAUGGGAUUUUUAUACGAAAGAAGUAUCACUCAUAAAACGUCCUUGAAAUUCAAAGGGCUUUAACGUGAUAUGUUAUGUCUUCUAAAUUCGAAUGAAAAAUGUUCAAAAGUUUUCAAUCAAAUUUUUUUUUCGGUUUCAUUCUUCCACGUUUUUUCCAACUGCCUGUUGGCUAUGUUUUUAGUCAGUUAUUCGAGAAGUUGAAUGAAUGUCAAAUUCAUUGAAAUGGGAUUGCAUUACCAACCUACUUUUGAGAACGAGAGUUUCUGCUAACGUCAAAUUCACUUCACUGAGUUGUACUAAUACGCAUGUAUAGUAGUAUACUUAGACAUGUUUUCCUUUUGGAACCCCUGUUUCUAUUUUAAAAAUUGUUCCCUGAACGUGUAGAUUAAGCUUGUGAAAAGUUCAUCGCAGUUUAUCUCAACCUAACCCUGUUCAUAUUGAUGUAUAUUUAUUUUGAUCAAUAAUUUUUAAUUUCAGUAAUUAAUAAUUGUGAAUUUAUUUUUAAACUAG
Symsagittifera roscoffensis is the source of this 3808-nucleotide messenger RNA. Its product is annotated as endothelin-converting enzyme homolog. Lineage: Eukaryota; Metazoa; Xenacoelomorpha; Acoela; Convolutidae. Bases 89 to 2602 code for a protein of 837 amino acids. The transcript has 17 exons. Gene Ontology annotation, biological process: protein processing. The record is from RefSeq and is a predicted model, not a curated record. Gene Ontology annotation, cellular component: plasma membrane. Gene Ontology annotation, molecular function: metalloendopeptidase activity.